AUGAUUCCUCUCUUAUCCAUAUUUUCUCUAUUCUUGCUUGUUGUGGUUAACCCUGCAAAUGCCAAUGGUCAUUAUGACAAGAUCUUGGCUCACAGCCGUAUCAGGGGCCGGGAUCAGGGCCCAAAUGUCUGCGCCCUUCAACAGAUUUUGGGCACCAAAAGGAAAUACUUUAGCACUUGUAGGAACUGGUAUCAAGGUGCCAUCUGUGGAAAGAAAACGACUGUGUUAUAUGAAUGCUGCCCUGGUUAUAUGAGGAUGGAAGGAAUGAAAGGCUGCCCAGCAGUUAUGCCUAUUGACCAUGUUUAUGGUACCCUGGGCAUUGUGGGAGCCACCACCACGCAGCGUUAUUCUGAUGUCUCAAAACUGAGGGAAGAGAUCGAAGGAAAGGGGUCAUUCACUUACUUCGCACCAAGUAACGAGGCUUGGGACAACCUGGAUUCUGAUAUCCGUAGAGGUUUGGAGAGCAACGUAAAUGUUGAAUUAUUGAAUGCUCUGCAUAGCCACAUGAUUAAUAAGAGAAUGUUGACCAAGGACUUGAAAAACGGCAUGAUUGUUCAUCCGAUGUAUAACAAUUUGGGGCUCUCCAUUAACCAUUAUCCUAAUGGGGUUGUCACUGUUAACUGUGCUCGAAUCAUCCAUGGGAACCAGAUUGCAACAAACGGUGUUGUGCACGUCAUUGACCGUGUCCUUACACAAAUUGGUACCUCAAUUCAGGACUUUAUUGAAGCAGAAGAUGACCUCUCAUCUUUUAAAGCAGCUGCCAUCACAUCUGAUAUAUUGGAGUCCCUUGGCAGAGAUGGUCACUUCACACUCUUUGCUCCCACCAAUGAAGCUUUUGAGAAACUUCCACGAGGGGUUCUAGAAAGGAUCAUGGGAGACAAAGUGGCUUCAGAAGCUCUCUUGAAGUACCACAUUUUAAACACCCUCCAGUGUUCCGAGGCUAUCAUGGGAGGAGCAGUAUUUGAGACUCUGGAAGGAAACACAAUUGAGAUAGGAUGUGAUGGUGACAGCAUAACAGUAAAUGGAAUCAAAAUGGUGAACAAAAAAGAUAUUGUGACAAAUAAUGGUGUUAUCCAUUUGAUUGAUCAGGUCCUGAUUCCUGAUUCUGCCAAACAAGUUAUUGAGCUAGCUGGAAAUCAGCAAACCACUUUCACAGACCUUGUGGCCCAAUUAGGCUUGGCAUCUGCUCUGAGGCCAGAUGGAGAAUACACUUUGCUGGCACCCGUGAAUAAUGCAUUUUCUGAUGAUACUCUGAGCAUGGAUCAGCGUCUUCUUAAAUUAAUUCUGCAGAAUCACAUAUUGAAAGUAAAAGUUGGCCUUAAUGAGCUUUACAAUGGACAAAAGCUCGAGACCAUUGGCGGCAAACAGCUCAGAGUCUUCGUGUAUCGCACAGCUGUCUGCAUUGAAAAUUCAUGCAUGGUGAGAGGAAGCAAGCAAGGAAGAAAUGGUGCCAUUCACAUAUUCCAAGAGAUCAUCAAACCAGCAGAGAAAUCCCUCCAUGAAAAACUGAAACAAGAUAAGCGCUUCAGCAUCUUCCUCAGCCUACUUGAAGCUGCAGACUUGAAAGAGCUCCUGACACAGCCUGGAGAUUGGACCUUGUUUGUGCCAACCAACGAUGCCUUUAAGGGAAUGACUAACGACGAAAAGGAAAUUCUUAUUCGGAACAAAAAUGCUCUUCAAAACAUCAUCCUUUAUCACCUGACACCAGGAGUUUUCAUUGGAAAGGGAUUUGAACCUGGUGUUACUAACAUUUUAAAGACCACACAAGGAAGCAAAAUCUUUCUGAAAGGAGUUAAUGAUACACUUCUGGUAAAUGAAUUGAAAUCAAAAGAAUCUGACAUCAUGACAACAAAUGGUGUCAUUCAUGUUGUAGAUAAACUCCUGUAUCCAGCAGACACACCUGUUGGAAAUGAUCAACUGCUGGAAAUACUUAAUAAACUGAUCAAAUACAUCCAAAUUAAGUUUGUUCGUGGUAGCACCUUCAAAGAAAUCCCCAUAACUGUCUACACAACUAAAAUUAUAACCAAAGUUGUGGAACCAAAAAUUAAAGUGAUUGAAGGCAGUCUUCAGCCUAUUAUCAAAACGGAAGGACCCACAAUAACAAAGGUCAAAAUUGAAGGUGAACCUGAAUUCAGGCUGAUUAAAGAAGGUGAAACAGUAACUGAAGUGAUCCACGGAGAGCCAAUUAUUAAAAAAUACACCAAAAUCAUUGAUGGAGUGCCUGUGGAAAUAACUGAAAAAGAGACAAGAGAAGAACGAAUCAUUACAGGUCCUGAAAUAAAAUACACUAGAAUUUCAACUAGUGGUGGAGAAGCAGACGAAACUCUGAAGAAAUUGUUGCAAGAAGAGGUCACCAAGGUCACCAAAUUCAUUGAAGGUGGUGAUGGUCAUUUAUUUGAAGAUGAAGAAAUUAAAAGACUGCUUCAGGGAGACACACCUGUGAGGAAGAUACAAGCCAACAAAAGAAUUCAAGGAUCUAGAAGACGAUCAAGGGAAGAUCGUCCUCAGUGA
This is a messenger RNA of Globicephala melas (long-finned pilot whale), 2511 nucleotides long. RefSeq names its product periostin (gene POSTN). Gene Ontology annotation, biological process: cell adhesion; extracellular matrix organization. Lineage: Eukaryota; Metazoa; Chordata; Mammalia; Artiodactyla; Delphinidae. Gene Ontology annotation, cellular component: extracellular matrix. The record is from RefSeq and is a predicted model, not a curated record. Gene Ontology annotation, molecular function: cell adhesion molecule binding.